AUGUUGCAAUUCAUCCAAGACUACUUCGGUCUGCAACAGGGACCUUACGACGAGACACCACCGGACGUACCGCCAAGAAUCCUCGUCACCGUCAUCACCAGCAGCGACGUCAUGUCGAAAUCUGAGCCUGCCUCAUUCUCGAUCACACUUCAAGCUGUCGUAGACGGUGAUAGACCAGUGACAGUUGAUGUCUUCCAUACCAUCCUCUGGCGGAGUUUUCCCACCAAGCAUUACGAAGGCUUCACCUUCACCGACUCUCGGACCCAAAUGAAGGCUCCACUGCCAGUCAGGGAUAUCCAGUAUCACGUCUCAGGCCACCUGGAAGCUUCCAAUGAAUGUGUGGCUGAAAUACCGACCAAAGUCUCCGGUGACCGACCGUAUGAGGUCAGCUUCACCACAGGCAACAACGAUGCAAUGCAGACCGGCCAUGAAUACCAGAUUGGCCUCGGCCCCAAGGAUGAGAUUUCAUGGUGGAUGAUGGGCAGCAAAGCUCAAGUUUCUGCGGCCCCAAAUGAAAGGAGAGGGCGGCAUCUCGACGAAGAUGUUCCGAAGCUUCGCAUGGUGUUGGUCAACAAGGCUACAUUCAAGGUGCCUUUCUCGAUCAAACUACGACUGCUCGUUCAAAGUGUCAUACCUGUGACUGUCAGCACCUACGGCACUGCCAUCCAUUCUACAGUCGGGGCCCUGCUCGGACAGGGAUUGACAUUCACCGACAUUCUUACCGGGACGCAGUCAAGGUCAUCGAUCACCCAUGCACCCUCAUCCCAACCCAACUGGCUCGACAUUUUCGAUCCCAGCAUCAGGGAAAUACCAAUCAACGGCAUGUACUCGACACCUUACGAGGUCGACUUUACUGUGUACCACGCGGACUCUAGCAAGAAUACGGAGCAUCCUCUGACCGGCUUGAAUACCGGCCACGAGCAUCAGGUUGAACUCGACCCGAAGAUGGCCUUUUUCGACUGGUGGAAGAUGGGUUCGAAACGCGAGGUGUUCGCAGCACCAAAUCGUCGGAGAGAAUGGCGGGAACCUGGGGGGUACAGACCUCGACUGCAGAUGAAAAUUGUCAAUUGCGCACGAUUUCUUGUGGAUGACUGA
Messenger RNA from Zymoseptoria tritici IPO323, 1095 nucleotides. RefSeq lists its product as uncharacterized. Lineage: Eukaryota; Fungi; Ascomycota; Dothideomycetes; Mycosphaerellales; Mycosphaerellaceae. The record is from RefSeq and is a predicted model, not a curated record. The transcript is spliced from 2 exons. The coding region runs from base 1 to 1095 and encodes 364 amino acids.